AGUACUUCCCUUUGGGCUCCAGACGCACCUGAAAGCACAAGACGCUGGUGGCCAUCUUGCUGUGAAGGAGGAGGAGGGGGCGGGGCCAGGCUGCACACCUGACACUUGUCUCCCAGGAAGUACUGUCUCCCGGCGAACACCAUGUAGUCACUCUUCUGCAUCUCUAAGGACACACCUGGUCACAGCUGGCAGACGCGGGCGGAGUGACGGCGUUACCUUUGCAGGUGUCCUGCCACACGUCGAACUCCACGUUCCUGUACACCUCGCCGUCCAGGGACUUCAUCACCUUGUAAGGCAGUCUGCAGGGGGGCGGGGCUUCCAACUGAGCGGACAGGAAGUGAUCACUGUAUAAGCAGUCAAAGGCACGGGGUCCCGCCCACCUUGCCGUCGUCGGCCUGCUUCUCGUCCGUGGCGCCGGCUGACUCCGCCUCCUCCCUGCAGGAGCCGACACAGUGAGGGUGUGCCACAAGCGGGCGGGGGCGUGCAGGUGCGCACCUGUGUCCUCUCUCCUCGGGAACCUCGUCACUGCACACGCUGUUUCUAUAGCGACGACCUCCCACCCUGAACGCCUCCACGGCCUGACAGAGCUCCGCCUCCUCGCAGCCAAAGACUUUGGUGUAGAGCAGCUGGUACACCACACCUGCACGCACGCACGCUGUAGCGCCACACCUGUGACCUCUGACCUGUCAACUCACCCUGGCACAGGGCAGCAGAGGCAGGGUAGGUCCUGGGGUAGAUGAUGUCAUAGUGGCCGUUGAUGGAGCAGCACAGCGUCACCUAGGCGACAGCAGACUAGUGACAUCAUGUGGGCGGAGCCUAGCGCGGGCACUCACCUGGUCCACAAAGUGGUCCUCUGAGAUGAAGGUGGGCGGUUUCCCGGGGUAACGGUAGAUCAGGAAGCAGCGUCUGCAAAGAGAGGUGACUGAGCGCGCUCCCAGUGGUCACCUGACCUGGCUCACCUGUAGAGCUGAGAGAGCGCCUUGAUCUCCACCUGGCCCACCGUCUCCUGCCAACACACACCUGUUACACGGGGUCAAAGGUCAGCGGGGCACACCUGGCUCACCUUGGGGUCCUCCAGACGCUCCAGGUACUUCUCGAAGGAGCCUUCCACAAACUGCAAGCGGUCACAGUUCAAGCCGCUCCUGCUGGGCACGGUGGACCCCCGCAGCGACAUGGCGUCGUACCGGCGUGUGGUGAACAGUCAGAAGUGCGUGCGAGCAGGUGGCAAACACAACGACCUGGAGGACGUGGGCAAGGACGUGUACCACCACACCUUCUUUGAGAUGCUGGGCAACUGGUCCUUCGGAGACUACUUCAAGGAAGAGGCGUGUGCCAUGGCGUGGAGCCUCCUCACCCAGCACUACGGCAUACCUGCUGACAGACUCUACGUGUCCUACUUCGCCGGGGACCCCCGUUCGGGUCUGGCGGCUGACGAGGAGACUCGGCAGAUCUGGUUGGAACUGGGGGUCCCUGCGGCCCGCCUUCUUCCCUUCGGCCUGAAGGAGAACUUCUGGGAGAUGGGGGACACGGGCCCCUGUGGCCCCUGCACUGAGAUCCACUACGACCACGUGGGCGGGAGAGACGCCGCCCUGCUGGUCAACACACACUGUCCUGACCUGGUGGAGGUCUGGAACCUGGUCUUCAUGCAGUACAACAGGGAGGCGGAGCUCCAGUUGCGUGCCCUGCCCCAUCAGAGCGUGGACACGGGGAUGGGACUGGAGAGACUGGUCCGCAUCCUUCAAGGCAAAAAGUCCAACUAUGAGACGGACCUCUUCGUCCCGCUGUUGGACGCCAUCCAGCAGAGAAGUGGCGUGGAGGCGUACGGCGGCGGGACGCAGGUGGACGUGGCCUACAGGGUGGUGGCUGACCACGUGCGCACGCUGGCGGUCUGCAUUGCUGACGGGGUCCAUCCUGGCAUGUCGGGGGCGGAGUUGGUGCUGAGGAAGAUCCUCAGGCGAGCCGUCCGAUUUUGUGUGGAAGUCCUGCGGGCUCCUCCGGGGACUCUGGCCAGCCUGGUGCCCACCGUGGCACACACCCUGGGCCAGGUGUAUCCUGAGCUGCACCGUGAGGCCGACAGAGUGAUGGACGUCAUCAACCAGAACGAGGAUCACUUCCUGUCUUCUCUGCAGCAGGGCAGCAAUCUGAUUGGACGAACACUCCGCAUGAUGCAAGACACACACCAACUCUUUCCUGCGGCGGUGGCGUGGUCUCUGCACAGGGACCUGGGUUUUCCUCUGGAUCUGGUGGACUUGAUGCUGGAGGAGCGAGGAGUCUUGGUGGACCGUAAGCAGCUGGACCUGCUGAUGGCACAGAACCAAAAGGCGGCAGCGGAGCACGGCGACGCCCCCCCUCGCCUGGCGAUGGGCGUGGCCACCUUGGCGGAGCUGCAGCGCCUGGGAGUGGCUCACACGGACCAGCGCCUCAAGUACCAGUACAGACUGGAGCAGAAGCGCUACGUCUUCCCAGCAUGCCGAGCGUCGGUUGUGGCGCUGUAUGACGGCCAGCGGCUGGUGUCGCACGUGGAGGAGGGCCAGCUCUGCGGCGUCAUUCUGGAUCGGACCUCCUUCUACGCCGAGCAGGGGGGGCAGGCGGCCGACCGGGGCUACUUGGUGCGGGACGACCUGCAGGAAGUGCCGUUCUCGGUGGAGGCCGUGUUCCGGGCAGGGGGGUACGUGGUCCACCAGGUGACAGCCGCCCACACCCUCCAGACGGGAGACGGCGUGCACCUCCACCUGGACCAGGCCCACCGCUUGGCGUGCAUGGUCAACCACACGGCCACGCACCUGCUCAACCUGGCCCUCAGGAAGGUUCUGGGCCCCUCGGUCCAGCAGAGAGGCUCCCACCUGUCGGCGGACCGCCUCCGCCUGGACUUCAGCUUCAAGGGCUCACUGAGCAGGGGCCAGCUGCAGCAGGUGGAGGAUUGUGUCAACCAGGUGGUGCUGGCCAACCAGCCGGUCUACGUCCAGGAAGUAGCCCUGCAGAGCGCCAGGAGCAUCGCGGGUCUCAGGACGGUGGACGAGGUGUACCCUGACCCGGUUCGGGUGGUGUCGGUGUCUGUUCCGGUCUCUGAGCUGCUGGAAGAUCCCACGGACAGACGCACGUCGGUGGAACUCUGCUGUGGAACUCACCUGCUGCACACCGCCGCCAUCCAAGACCUCGUCAUUGUGUCCGAGAAACAGUUGGUCAGAGGAAUCAGUCGGGUUGUCGCGGUGACGGGACGUGACGCAACACAGGCUCGGGAGGCGGGGCAGUCGCUACUUCAGGAUGUGGAAUCGCUGUCAGCCAGAAUGACAAGCUCCGCCUCCUCUUGUCUGGACUCCGCCCAGAGUCUGGCCAAGGAAGUGGGCCUGCUCUCUGACGCAGUGGACAACACGCCCCUCCCCCACUGGCUGCGUGCUGAACUGCAGGCGCGCCUGAAGACUCUGCAGAGGAGCAGCAACACUGCAGUCAGGAAGAUCCAGACCAAAGAGGCAGCAGUGCAGGCUCAGAGUGUGCUGGACAAGAACGAGGACAAAGACCUUCUGGUGGAUUCUGUGGAGGCGGAGUCUCUUUCGGUGGUGAUGAAGACUGUCAAUCAGCUGAGCUGGGCCCGCCCUCAAAGUCACGUGAUGCUGCUGGCACACCAAAGGCAUUCUGGGAAAGUUUUGUGUGCUUGUCAGGUGCCAAAGGACUCGGCGGCGCUCUCGGCUUCGGCCUGGGCGGUGGCGGUGUGUCGUCAGCUGGGCGGCGAGGGCGGGGGCACCGCUGUGGUGGCUCGGGGGACAGGAAGUAGCGCCGACAUCACACAAGCUGUCAGGUGGGCGGAGCAGUUUGCCCGCAGGAUCCUUGAUGGCCGGCGGCCGCAGGGACAGGAAGUGACAUCAGGAUCCUUGAUGGCCGGCGGCCGCAGGGACAGGAAGUGACAUCAGGAUCCUUGAUGGCCGGCGUCCGCAGGGACAGGAAGUGACAUCUAAUUGGCGUCCAACUCAAUUAGACUUAAGCCCCGCCCACAUCUCAAUCCUAGUGGACAAUCUAUCAUGCAAAAGUCCUGAAUGUGAAAUAAAAUGUUUUUAACAUCAUCUUGCCUUUAUUCCUGCUUGAUGAUGCAUGUAUGUAGUGUGGAGAAUAACACUUUAUUCCUGCUUGAU
This is a messenger RNA of Entelurus aequoreus (snake pipefish), 4127 nucleotides long. RefSeq names its product alanyl-tRNA synthetase 2, mitochondrial (putative) (gene aars2). Gene Ontology annotation, biological process: tRNA modification; alanyl-tRNA aminoacylation. The transcript has 22 exons. Bases 1173 to 3902 code for a protein of 909 amino acids. The record is from RefSeq and is a predicted model, not a curated record. Gene Ontology annotation, molecular function: aminoacyl-tRNA deacylase activity; alanine-tRNA ligase activity; ATP binding. Lineage: Eukaryota; Metazoa; Chordata; Actinopteri; Syngnathiformes; Syngnathidae. Gene Ontology annotation, cellular component: mitochondrion; cytoplasm.